Paramuricea clavata is the source of this 330-nucleotide messenger RNA. NCBI's taxonomy places the organism in Eukaryota, Metazoa, Cnidaria, Anthozoa, Malacalcyonacea, Plexauridae. The record is from the annotation of a GenBank genome assembly.
AUGAGCAUCUUAUUCGGAUACGACUAUUUCGAUACAGCGGCAGAAGAUAUGAACACCUUAAAACAAAAAUUAACAGUAGUUGAAAAGGGACAACAGGGAAACACAGCAGAAAUAGUUGCACAUACGAACGAUAUCAAAAAACUAAAUAGUCUUGGAAAAAAUUCGGUACAAUACGACUUUACUCAAAUACCUGGACAUCCACCCGGGUUUUUACAAACUCCAAUUAUUUCCGACGGAGAGAGAAAAAAACGCAAAAUUCAUCAGGUUCAACAUCAGCGACGGAAAAAACACAGCAACACUCUCCUUCUUGUACGGGUUUUACGUGGGUAG